Molecule: messenger RNA, 2934 nt
Organism: Peniophora sp. CBMAI 1063
Lineage: Eukaryota; Fungi; Basidiomycota; Agaricomycetes; Russulales; Peniophoraceae
Source: the annotation of a GenBank genome assembly
AUGGCCGACCUUACCGGCGAGAAGGAGCUCAUCUCUACUCUUGAAACGCUCUUUGCGAAAUACUUCGACGUGAAGGACGAGUAUUCGUCCAGAGAGAAGACACAUGAGGAUAGAUUUUGGGGCACGUAUUUGCGCUCGAUGGAGGGUGAAGACGAAGCGCUUCCGAAAGACUGGGAUGGUAAUACAGGCAGCAUCUUGACUUUCACAGGUCUCUUCGCCGCAACCGUCGCGGCGUUUCUGGUAGAGAGCUACACCUCUCUCUCACCGGACCCUGGGGAUCAGACCGUUGCUCUCCUGACGCAAAUGCUCGCUGUAGCGACGAACUCAUCCUCCGUCACCGAUGUCAAACUUGCGGCCGCCGUUCCAUUUCAAGUCUCUAUUGCGGCCGUUGUAGUGAACUCGUUAUGGUUCUGCAGCCUCGCUCUCGCCCUCGCAUGCGCUCUCCUGGCCACGCUGGUACAACAGUGGUCUCGUGACUACGUGCAAGAUCUCAAAAAGAAGGUCUCCCUAGAUGAGAGCGUCGGCAGUCGUGCGCUGAAUCACAUAUACAUCCGUAUGGGCGUGGAUCGCUACGGAAUGAACGGGGUCGUCAACAUCAUUGUGGCCUUGGUCCAUCUCUCGGUGGUGCUCUUUGCCGUCGGACUGGUCAUAUUUCUGAUACCUAUCAACAAUGUGGUGUAUUUGUGUACACUAUCUAUACUGAGCCUGCUGGGGGCAGCGUAUCUCAUCGCCGCCGUGCUCCCCAUUAUCGAUGCUAGUUGCCCGUUCAGAACACCUUUGACAUACCCCCUCGGCCUUGUUUAUAUCGUUCUUUCUCAUGCGCAAGGCAUGAGCAUUUGGUCGCGGAUACCGAAUGGUUGGCUGGUGGUUGUCUUGCGACUUGGUCAUGAAGUGUUGACCUCUGUAUCAGCACUGUUGAAGUCGCUUUGCAAUGCAAUCACUGCAUCGCAGCGGUGGCAGGCACUCCGGUCUUUGUGGGAGGUUCCUGUCAACCAGUCUAUGAUCUUGCACAAAAGGACAUCGCACCGAACGACAGGGAAGGACGUGACUAUCUCCCGGUUCGUGUUCCUGUGGGACCAUAUGAUACGUCAAACGGUUAUCGAUUCUUCUGCCAGCCUAAGUCAGUGGAAGACCAUGUUAUUGGCUAUAUCGGGGAUCCUGUGCUCUGUAUCAGACAGAGAUGUUCGCGGAGGGUGUUUGGAACAUUUGCUGCGCAGUUCUAUACUCGCAGAACAAUUGAUGGAACUUCUACCACUUCUGAAAUAUGACCUCGAGAUAUAUGUGACGAUACUUCAGAUGGUUUCCGUUUUGAUAUUGAAGGCCUGCGUCACAGCUGAUGAUUGGGAAAGUGAGGCAGCCAUUCGGCGUUACCUCUAUAUCCUAUAUUAUCUGGUUGGCAACCCUGUUGAUGACUUCAUGGGUGAUAGAGCGUAUCAUCUAACGGCAUGCCUCCAUGUAUUCAACUUUCGCUGGUCUCUACUCCAGCUUGGGUAUCUGUCUGAUGAUUCAACACUCGGAGAGGAGUCUGAUGAUCCUGGCAAAGCUGCAUUGAAUGAGAUCCUGAGCUUGCGUUACAAGCAUGGUUCUGUCCCAUGGGAUUACUUGCAUAGGAUGUGUCUCUUUGACGAGCACUUCUCGCGUCAAGUAGUAAUACAUCCAAAGGCGCUCCUUCUCUUAUUGAACAACUCGACGUUCAACGGGGUAGACAAUGUUGCGGCCGCAAGUUCCGGUUACUACCUCAACAAGGAGGUCUGUCUUCUACCGCUUCACGAUGCAGACUGUUGUCUGUUGCCGGACCUGUCCGACUUCAAACACAUCGCGGCUCGGAAUAUCUUGACAAUGAUUAAACACAUCAUAGAUACUCCCGAGUCAGACCGUGUUCAAGCGCUGGAUCGGGACGAUUGGAGCAAUAGCCCAAGCGGUUUACUGCGAGAAACGAAACCUUUCAUGGACUGGAUCUCCCAUUAUGACGAAUGCUUCGCUUUGGACCCGGAAGACUGCACCCAUCCACCGUCCCGAGACUUCAUCAACUUACUGCAAAGUAUCGGGCUUGGGAAUUGGGCUGAGCCAGAUGGCAGUAGACUCCCGUUUUACGAAUAUGAUCCCAACUCCGCGCUCUAUGCAUUGGAUCUCAACGCGAUAUACAGAGAAUCCGAAGGGACAUAUCAGGAACCACUCACUCUGGGUGUCGUCCUCCAGAAGCUUGCAAGCUGUGUUGACAUGAGAGCGAGUGGUUCCAUAAAUGCCCAUGCUGGGUUGUCCGGUGCGACUGACGACGUCGAGGAGACAGAUCCAGUUGAUUGGAGAGGGGAGAUUGCAGAUGUAGACUGGGCGACAUGGAACCACCUGCAAGAACGGAAAAGGGUUGUCGAGGAUAACAUGCGCAGUUUGCUCGAUCACGAACAAUCGCUCGAAGCGGCACAGGGUCAACAACACCGUGACGUCCAUGAGACUCAGGCCCUGGAGGAGGAGCUAGGUCGGUUGCAGAUGCAGGAGCAAUGGCUGAACGAUAUGUUUGCUGAACACGGUGAACGGGAUCCUAUGGUCUUGGAACAAGGGCGUAUAAUCCUCCAGAACGCGGGAUUGAAAGUCAAGACAGCACUGGUCCCGCUUCAUACAAGCGAGCAGAAGCCAGCUCUCUCUUGUACGGACCAACUGGAGAGUAUGCAUAGUGAUGAGCUCGCCGUGGACCAGGAAGAGCGACCUGCACGACCGUCCGAGAUUGACGACGGCAUAGUGAUUAGUGAGGAGGGCGGGAUAGACACAGGUGAUGGUCGGGUGUUGCGAGCGGACGAUGGACCGAUGCUGAAUAGCAGCGAUGUCGAUGGCCUGCUCGAGGAUGCCCACACGGUGGGUGAGGGGCGAGUGAACGAAAGCGAUGGGGGGAAUAGCGUCAUGAUUGAUCAGUCGGAGCGUGUUGUAUCGCGCGGAUAG